AUGUUCUCCUUGCCGGCGAAGUGGACUAGAAUCCUUGUUGCGUUAUGCAUCUUGCUAACGUUGGCGAACUUUCUAAGUAACGCCUACACACGUAAGGGAGCAUCCAAGUUCGACACUUCCCUCGUUUCCAAACCUGCCCAAGGCGGACCGGAGGGAGAGACUAGUCAGAGCGGUGACCAGGCUCAACAUAAGCUGCCUGAAAGCCCCGUUGAUUCGGAAGGGGACUCUGCUCCUAUCAACAAGGCUCGUCCUCCAACUCUUGAAAUGCAGCUUCGUAAGUACUACGACGACCGCGAGAAUGGGAUUCUUAUAGUGCUGCUGGAGCCAGCCGACCCCGAUUUACCAGAGUACGAGACACACGACAUCAAACUGCUCAUCAAGCAAAAUAAAAACAAGAAGAAGUUCGACGUUGCAGAAAUCAAAGGGUACGAUUACUCAAAAAUGAACGAGCAGGUUCAGCUUUCCCAGAGUAAUCAUGGAAUGCUGGACACAUUGAAGUUUAUCAGGUUUCAGAACCGGUUUAUGACUUUCAUUGAGGAUGUUUGGCGCAUGAUUGAAGAAGCUAGACCUUCAGUCAGUGGUAUCAACAAUGACGCCCAUUACUCUCAGUCAAAAUCCACUAACAAGUACAAGAAUGACAACGGCAGGGUUCCGGUGUACGGCGGACACUGGAGAGAGUCAUAUCUUUUGGAGCCCAUCCGCACCAAAGAGUACCUACUGAGCUUUUUCAGAAUAACAACUCAGGAGAAAAAUGCUCUCAAAAAAUCUCACCUUGAUUUCUUAUUAAGAAUGCCAAAGACUUUCCCUAAAGACUUACUUGACGCGGGACAAAAAUUCGGCUUCAUGGAGGGAGAUGGUAUAGUUUACUUGGGAGGCGGCAAGUAUAAUCAACUUGUACUUCUAUCAAUUUCUUUGUUGAGACAGACCGGCUGUAAGUUGCCUAUAGAGGUCAUUAUGCCCAAGAGGGAAGACUUUGAUAUUGAUCUUUGCAAUAGAAUCCUUCCUUCAUUUAAUGGAAGAUGCAAGAUUAUGUCCGAUUUUCUUCCUGAAAGACUUGCGCUGGGAGUAAAGGGUUUCCAGUUAAAGAGUUUAGCACUCUUGGUCUCUUCGUUUAAGAACAUCUUAUAUUUGGAUGCAGACAACUUACCUGUGAGAAAUCCAGACUAUCUUUUCGUCAAUGAGCCCUUCACUUUGAAGCAUAUGAUUUUAUGGCCUGAUUUAUGGCGUCGCUCGACCUCACCUAGCUUCUAUGAAAUUGCGGAUAUUGAGAUUGAUCCAGACUGGCAAUUGAGAAACAGUUACUUCAAAGGUGAUAAUAGAGGAACGAAAAAGGGAGAAUUGUCAUUGCAUGAUACGAAAGGGACUAUACCAGAAGCAUCCAGCGAAACUGGUCAGUUUAUGAUCAAUAAGGAAAAACAUUUCAAAACCUUGAUGUUAUCCUUGUAUUACAAUUACUACGGAUUUGAUUAUUACUAUCCCCUCUUGAGUCAGGGUGCUGCAGGCGAGGGCGAUAAAGAUACUUUUGUCGCCGCUGCGCAUAAGUUGUCUCUUCCGUACUACCAAGUUGUGGAGUUUAAUCGCGAGUUUGGACCGUUGAAACCAAACAAGAAGCAUGAGUAUUUUGGUAUGGGUCAAUACGAUCCAAUUGUCGACUAUUACAAUGAUAAGUUUGGUCUUACGAACGAGGUUAACAUGAACAAUCUUGCUCUGGACAACGAAGAUCCUGAAAAGCUGAAUUACGACUUCCAUUACUACAAAUCCUCAACAUUGAUGUUUCUUCACGCUAACUGGCCAAAAUUCUAUAUUGAGGAGAUGUUCGGGGACCUGAACUCAAAUGGCAGAGGUCCGAUGGAUAAGAGCGGCAACAGAAGAAGACUUUACACUGACUAUUUGAAGAAGGAGACUCAUGGUUAUGAUUUUGAGAUAGAUGUCAUGAAACACGUUGAGACUUGGUUCUGCAAGUCCAAGAUCAACCUUCACGGCUUACCAGCAUCUGACAGCUCGAAACGGAGCAAAGUUUGUGACAACAUCAGGGAUCAACUCAAGUAUCUUAAAGGUUAA
Candidozyma auris is the source of this 2061-nucleotide messenger RNA. It is a transcript of the gene MNN24, whose product is annotated as Mnn24p. The transcript has a single exon. NCBI's taxonomy places the organism in Eukaryota, Fungi, Ascomycota, Pichiomycetes, Serinales, Metschnikowiaceae. Gene Ontology annotation, cellular component: Golgi apparatus. The record is from RefSeq and is a predicted model, not a curated record. Bases 1 to 2061 code for a protein of 686 amino acids. Gene Ontology annotation, molecular function: alpha-1,2-mannosyltransferase activity. Gene Ontology annotation, biological process: mannan biosynthetic process.